AUGCUUGCAGAAAGAUUAAUCAGAAAAGAAGAUUGGAGCCGCUAUGUACAUACAGAAGACAGAGAUCUUGAAGGCAUCAAGUUUGGAAUACCAUCAGAAAAGAAAAAUAGGAUGCCAGAUCCAUUAAUACAAGCAACGAGAAUGGGCAACAGUGAGGUAGCUCUGGAAAUCCUGAGAGUCUACCCUGAAGCUGCGUAUACUUUCGAUGAAAAAGGAAGGAAUAUACUGCAAAUUGCAGUGGAGGAGAAAAAAAGGUUCUUGUAUGACUACUUGAUGACUAGUGGUAUUGACAAGGAUAGGAUGCUAAGUGAUACUGAUCACGAAGGAAAUAGCAUUAUACAUCUCGCAGCAAGUCUGGGAUCCCCUCCCAGCACUCCCCCUGGUCGAGUGCAGUAUGACUCUUAUCCAUAUCUCUGGCAACUACAAAAGUCUGAGGGGAAGACAACAGCACAAGUAUUUGAGACGAACCAUGCGAGUGUACACGAAAAGGCUGAGAAAACUAUGAAGGAAAUGGCCAACAGUGUGUUGAUUGUGUUUGUCCUCAUUGGUACCAUUAACUUUGCUGCAGUUUUUACUGUCCCUGGAGGUUUCAAUCAAGACAGUGGAGACCCCGUUUAUCUCAAGAACCGGCACUCGAAUUCGGCUUGUUGUUGUUCUACUUUGCUGGAGGGCUGUUCUCCUCUGUUCACCAUGGGGACUCUGCUUGCGAUUAUCUUUUUGCGAUUUGCAACUGAAGGUUUUUAUGCUGCCCUGUCCUUCAAGUACGUAGUCACCACAAUUGCCAUGUUCUACUCCCGCGGGCUUCACAAUCGUAGCAUGUUGCCAAGCAUAUAUAGUGGAGAAUGUUGUGCUCUUGCUUUCUUAUGUUUUGAUGGCCCUUGUGUUCCUGGAUACAUCAUAUCUGAUGUUGGACUACAUGUAGUUUCAAAUAUUGCUAUUGCUAUUGCUUGGUAG
Coffea eugenioides is the source of this 954-nucleotide messenger RNA. RefSeq lists its product as uncharacterized. The record is from RefSeq and is a predicted model, not a curated record. NCBI's taxonomy places the organism in Eukaryota, Viridiplantae, Streptophyta, Magnoliopsida, Gentianales, Rubiaceae. The transcript is spliced from 3 exons. The coding region runs from base 1 to 954 and encodes 317 amino acids.